Molecule: messenger RNA, 1867 nt
Organism: Schizophyllum commune H4-8
Lineage: Eukaryota; Fungi; Basidiomycota; Agaricomycetes; Agaricales; Schizophyllaceae
Product: NAP-domain-containing protein
Exons: 8
Coding region: 206-1531 (441 amino acids)
Biological process (GO): nucleosome assembly
Cellular component (GO): chromatin; nucleus
Molecular function (GO): chromatin binding; histone binding
Source: RefSeq, a predicted model, not a curated record
CGCGUCCUGACGGCCGCAGGCUUCUCUCCGCCCUUCAUCUCGGGACUGAUCAUCGGAGCCGUUCCCCUGAUCCCUUUCACAUCUCCUCGAUCCCCCACUCCCGGUCCCGACCAAGGCCACUGAGCUCCCGCGCCCGCACGCACAAAACGCGCCCCUGCCCCCAUCCGCAAAAUCGAGCACCCAAAAACUUUCGCAUAUCCACGCGAUGUCGUCGACGGAUGAGUCCCCAGUGUCGGGCACGCCCUCGGGGUCGGCGAUCCCGAUGAGCCAGAGCCUGACGGCGCCGACACCGCAGAAUACGCCGAUGAACCACGCACCGAUCUCGCACGGGCUCAUGCGCCCGUCCGUCGCGGCGAUCAGCGAGGACGAGGAGGAGGAGGAGGGCGAUGGGCUGUCGAGCGCGCUGAACAAGCUGGCGCUGAAGGAGGGCGAGGAGGGCGAGGAGGACGAGGAUGAAGAAGAGGAGGAGCUGCCGGUCGAAGUGCGCCGCAGUGUCGAGGCGCUGAAAGGACUGCAGGUGCAGCAGGAUGACCUGACGAAUAAGUUCAAGUGGGAGCUGCAGGAGCUUGAGAAGAAGUACAAUCUGCUGCAGCAGCCCUUGUACGAGCGCAGGAGGGAGAUUGUCCUGGGCAAGGCUGCUCCUACGGAGGAAGAGGUGAAGAAAGGAGUUGAAAAGGCUAAGGAGGAGGACGAAGACUACGAAGAGGCCAAGGUCGAAGGAGAGACCGGCCCCGCCGCCAUCCCAUCCUUCUGGCUUACUGCCCUUCGUGUUCACCCGGGUUACGCGGAUAUCAUUACCGAGCGCGACGAGGGGGCCGUGAAGUGGCUUACAGACAUCAAGAUUGUCGUUCUCCCUCUCAGGGACGAUGAGACCACCUUGAAGGACCUCCUGAAGAUCCCCGAGGACAGCGUGAAGAAGCCUGGCUUCAGCCUCUUGUUCUACUUCGACGCCGAGCACAACCCGCACUUCAGCAACGAGGUCCUGAUCAAGACGUACUUCUACCAGGAGAAGAUCGGUGACAUGGGCGAUUGGGUGUAUGACCGCGCUAUCGGGACCACGAUCAACUGGAAGGAGGAUGACAUGGAUUUGACGCGGGAGUUCGAGGUCAAGCGCCAGCGCAACAAGAGCACUAACCGCACGCGUCUUGUGCGCAAAGCCCAUCCAACCGACUCAUUCUUCAACUUCUUCUCGCCGCCAACUUCGCCGGAGAACCCUGACGAUAAAACCGAGGAGGAAAUUGAGGCCAUCGAGGAGGCGUUGCAGAUGGACUACCAGCUCGGCGAAGAGCUGAAGGAGAAGAUCGUCCCACGCGCCAUCGACUACUUCACCGGCAAGGCCCUCGAGUUUGAGGACCUCUCCGACGACGGUUCAGACGAUGUCUUCGGCUCCGACUAUGGGGACGACGACGACGAUGAUGACGAGGACGACGAUGGCCCCGUCCAGAAGGCUAUCAAGGCGAGCCGCGCGGCUAAGAAGAAGGGCGCGUCCGGCGGCCAGAAUGUUAACCCGGAGGAGUGCAAGCAGCAGUAAAGGAUCCCGUUCACGCGGAGAGGAUAAUCACGACUCGACGAAGCGGAGGGCACAAAUAAUGACAGGAAGGAGACGGAGAACACAAGGACGCAGGAGGUCCGACUACACGUCGCUGAACCGUGCGCUCAUGGUACAUAGACGGCUCUGGUAAAACGUGCGUCGCGAGGAUGGGGCGGCGGUAUGACAUCUUGCUUAGUGGUUUGAAGGUAUAGUACUUUUAGUUGCUUCAAUCUCGUGGUACAUUACACUCUUCUUGGGUACAUUGUCUGUAAUAGCGAACGUUGCCUAUGUAUGUUUCGACUUUGUUGUACCAAGCAAAACAAUUUUUGUGACCUA